UAUCUAAUCGAUGUUGGAUACGUGUGUUUGAAAGGCGAAUAAUGUCGUAUUAGAUUCUUUUUUUUCCAAGGAUAAAACAGCUUUCAGCAAAGCCAGUUACUUUGGAAAAAACAAAAUUACUUGUUCAGCAUCGAUCAUUAAAUGAUCAGAAAUAGUCCUAGUCAGUUUUUACUUAUGUUACGCUUAGCACGCAACCCAUGUGAUGUAUAAAAACAGCUCAUUCGUUUGAACAAAAGUACCUUCCACCGAAAAGUGAUGCCACAACGAGGAGGAGAUAUUGAUAAAUUACCAAUUUUGUUUGAUUUUCACCUAUAUUACUACAGCAAACAUCAUAACAUUUUCAUUUUCAACUUUCUUGUCAACACCAGGUUGAAAUUCUUAAAAAAAUUGUUAGUUUAUAUUUACAAUUUUGAUUUGUUUCAUGUUUUGAGUUUUUAUUGAUAAUUGUAAUCACUUUUUGGAAACAUUUGAUGAGAUUCACAUGAAUUGAUUAAUUCCCUGUUUCACAAAUGCUCACAUUAACAGAGACAGAAAUUGAUUCUUUUCAAAACAUAAUGAAAAGUAUUCGGGAGCAAUAAGCAUAUUUGGGAAUUUGAUGUGAACGCAACUGUGAAAUGUUGGGACAAUCGAAAGGGUGUUCUCACUUGUCAGUAUUGUCCAUAGAACAAAGUGUAUUCACCAUAACGCCCAGUCCUUAAGAUGUGCACAGUAUUACAGUAUUCUUUGGUGUCUGAAAUAACCAAGAUGAGUUAUGAGUUACCAGUGAAUCAGUAGGUUAACAUUCCUCUAAAUUAUGCCAAUCUCAUAAAUUUCAGUGCAGUGAUAGCAUAUGCUGAUGAUAUUUCAGAAAUGAGGAAGGCACUUCACAGUAUUCUUUGACUGACAAGCGUCAUAUGUUACUUCACACUUACAGAUUUGUAUUUAGUAAACUUCAGUGGUUAAUUAAUUUAUUAUGCUUCCUGAAAAUAUUUUUAUGUAGGAUUGAAGGAUCUGCCAAAACUGAUAUCCAAAAGUCAAUGAAGAUACUCACUAUGCAAAGAAAGUGCUUGAAGUCUAUGGCUCAUUAUCUUGGUUACGGAGAUGACAUAAGCAGGGCCAGCUACCUGGACGUUGCAAAGAGCUCGUUAGACAGAAUACAAAAUCACAUGAACCAUGGGCGAAAUUACACUCGGGAUGCUGAAUAUCUAUACUCUGUUACAAUGAAUGUGCACAGUUUCUUCGAGAAACAAUUCCAAAAAGAGAGCUGCAUGGAUGAAUUGAACUAAUAGCGGCUAAUGACGAAUUCAUAAUGCCGAUCCAGUCCGUUACGGACUUUUAGACUUUUACCCGUGCAAAAGUUGAAAGUAUAUUUUACUGACUUUAAUUUCUGACAUGUAAAACUUUGAAUUUUCUUUAUUACACAUAUAAUCUUUAAUUGACAUUAAUGUAACUGGUAAAUAUUUUAUGUUAAACUCUAUGCUUUCUCAAUUAAAUUGCAAAAUACGUA
Molecule: messenger RNA, 1486 nt
Organism: Trichobilharzia szidati
Lineage: Eukaryota; Metazoa; Platyhelminthes; Trematoda; Strigeidida; Schistosomatidae
Source: the annotation of a GenBank genome assembly